GAUCAUGACCUGAGCCGAAGUCGGACGCUUAACCGACUGAGCCACCCAGGCGCCCCAGGAAAUGGAUUUAAAGACGACGACGGUUUCGGCCUUUCCUUGAUUGGGAGAAAUGACUGAAUUCUUUCUCAAACGGCAAAAGGAAUAUAUGUUUACUGCCAAAAUGUCUUAGAAAAUCGACCCCAACUAGCACAAAGAAACAACCACCCUCUUUCCCUGUGCCUCUGGUUACCUCCUCAGUUGUGGCCCUGGAUCUUUCCCUUCCCUUCUGUCCUCUCCUCAGGCCCUCUCGGACAUUAAUAACUUUGUAUCUUUGCAUACUUAUGUGAUCCUAUAAAUCUAAGCAAACACAGCUAGAGAAGAGCCUUUUUCCCCCCUGUAUGUACAAAAUGGGGUGCUUCUCUACAUAUUAAACCUUAAACUUAAGUUCCAUAUGGUGGACUUUGUUUGAACCCUAGGCACGGAGACAGCUGUGCGGAAGACCAAGCCCUGUUCUGCAGAGAACUUUCUUCCAGGUGAACGGCCUUCACUGGAUAAUCUUUUUAAAGAUAUUUGAGUUUGGGGGAGUCUAGCAGACCUUCAAGAACAAAAAUUACUCUUCAGGAAAAUAAAAACGUGUCCACAAUGUCCCUUAUACAGUCAGAAAUUGAUAGACUUGCAAGGAAGCAGGAAAAUAUCACUCAUAGGGAAAGAAUUCAGUUGAUAGAAACUGACCAGGAAAUGGCUCAGGUAUUAGAUUUAAAAUGCAAAGACAUGUCAGCAGUUGUGCUGAUGAAGUUUAAAGGCUUGAUGGAAAAUCUGGAUUUAAUGGUUGAAGAGAUAAGGGACUCUCUUAAAAAUGACCUAAAGGAAAUUUUAGGAGUAGAAAGUAAAAUACCUGAAGUGAAAAAUCCAAAGAACUCCAGUACCAAAAAGGAGUGCCAACAAAUAAAAGGUUUAGCCACACAAAAUAAAGGAUUGGUAGAAAACAUAGAAGGAGCAAACUCUAAAAUAGUUGAGGAUGUUGAAAAUUUGACUUUUAAAAGAAAAGAAAUAAAUGAGCCAAGUAGCAGAUUAGACAAAGCUGAAGAGUACAGUACUAACCAAGGUAAGGAAUUGUCCUAUGAUGAGUCACAAAAUUACAAAGUCAUGGAAAGUAUGGAAGAAGCCAUAAGCAAUAUAGAUAACACUUGGGGAGAUAGUAGGAUCCAUAUGGAAGUAACAGGAGAGAACAUAGAGAUUGGAGAGGGUGGAGUGGUCAAAGCAAAAAGAGAGGAAAAAAUUCCUCAGAAUUUAAACAAUAAUAAAGUGAAGAUUCUAAAAGCCUCCAGAGAAGAUGAAGGAGCAGUACUUAGGUUGGCAGCAGACUUUUCAUCGGCAACACUGGACAUCAGUAAGCAAUGGAGUAAUGUCUUCAACAUUCUGAGGGAAAAUGAUUUUGAACCUCAAGUUCUAUGUCAAGUUCAAUUAGCAUUUAAGUGUGAUGGUGAAGUAAGGACCUUUUCAGAUAUUCAAAGCCUCAGCAAUUUUACUAGCCAAAAACCAUUUAUGAAAGAAUUACUGAAGGAUAUACUCCCACAAAGUGAAAAAAUAAAGAAAGGAGGAAGAAGAUACGGGAUUCGAGAAAAAGUGGGAAAAACGCUACUAGAUUCAAAGCAUGGAGCUGGGGGGGAUGUUGGUGAUGGCUUGAGCUUUCUAUUUGUUAAAGAGGUUAAGGUUGCUGAGCCACAGGAGGUGAAGAACUUAGAGACCCAGGAGGAAGAAUCUUCAGAGUGGGAGACAGAAGAGGAGGAAGAGGCCUCAGAGCUGGAAGGGGAGGGAGGAGAGACCUCAGAGCUGGAUGAGGAAGAAGAGGCUUCAGGGAUGGAGGAGGAGGAGGAAGAAGAGACCUCAGAGCUGGAUGAGGAAGAAGAGGCUUCAGGGCUGCAGGAGGAAGAAGAAGAGGAGGCUUCAGUAUUAUGUGAGAAACAGGAUUCAACCUUUCAGUGUCAUUCUUUGGUAAAUACAAAAUGUGGAGUUGAGGAAAAAACCAGUAAUGGCUUGGAAAUUGUUUUAAUUAAAGAGGUAGAAGAUUCUGAGCCAGAGGAGGAAGAAGGUUCAGAGUGGGAAAUGGAAGUAGUCCUAUCAUGGGAGGAAGGAGAGGACUCUGAAGUAGAAAAUGUAAAGCCUGCCUCCCCAGUUGAGAGAAAAGAGGCCUCAUAUGGACCUAAAGAAAUUGCCUAUAAUUAUUUGGCUCCCAACUUUGAGAAGGAAAAACUAGCGAAACACCGGAUGUUACAAAAAACCCAGAAUAAAGAAGAAACAGCUACACCUAGAAACCAGGGAGUUGGGACAGUUUGUCCAACUUGGUGUUUUGUCUCUCCCUCAAAAUCACUGGAGAGAAGUUCUGAUGAGCAGAAAAGGCAUUUAUAUACAAAAUCAAGUACUCCAUCAGGAAUCUCCAGAUUUUCAAGGAAAACAGAGAAAGAGAGACAGAAAACUCCACAAACAGGUGAGCAAACAUCUAAAGAAACAGACUUAAUACAAGAGACAGAAGAAAACUUUAGAAGAAGUAUAACUAACAACUUCAGAGAGAUCCAGGAGGAGGUUGCAAAUAUUAAAAGUUACCUUCCAGAAGUCUUGGAAAUAAAAAACUCAAUAGAUGUUCUCAAUAGCAGAAUAGACCUACUUGAAGAGAGAAUGGACAAUCUAGAAGAUCAUAUUGAAGAAUUCUCUAAGGAUACAAUGCAAAUGGCCAAACAGAUAAUAAAUAGAGAAAGGUCAAGAGACAUAGAAGAUAGAUCCAGAAGCUCCAAUAUCCGCCUGAUAGGAAUUCCAGAAAAAGAUAAUAAAGAAAAUGGAGCAGAGGAAAUAAUGAAGGAACUCAUUGAAGAAAACUUUCCAGAGCUAAAGGAUUCAAGUCUUGAGAUUGUUAGUGCUUACCGAAUACCUAGUAAGAUUGAUGAGAAGAGACUCACUCCUAGACACAUCUUGGUGAAAUUUGGGAAUUCCAAUGAUAAAGAAAAGAUCAUAAAGGCUUCCAGAAAGAGAAGAGAGAUAACUUAUAGAGGAACAAGAAUCAGAUUGACAGCAGAUUUAUCAUUGGAUACUCUAGAUGCUAGAAGUAAAUGGAGCAAUAUCAUAAAAGUUCUGCAAGCAAAAGGCUUUACACCUAAAAUCCUAUACCCGGCCAAAUUGGCAUUCAGUUUUGAAGGUAAAACAAAGACAUUUUUUGAUACUGAAGAAUUCACAAAGUUUAUUUCUUGCAUACCCUCAUUGCAAGAAUUACUGGAGGAUCUACCUUAGCAUUCUAGGAUGACUAUAAAUACAUGUACACAAUAUAUAUUACCUUCCUCCCACAGCAAAAAUCAAUAAGGAAAGGUUGAAAAUAAAAUGCCACAUUUCUACCCAGGAGGAUGGACCUCAAACAGUGUAUUUGGGGAGUAGGGGAAGGGAAGGUUACUUUGUUGGCAUUGUUAAAGGGUGUUUUAAAAUGGUGUUAAUCAUUGUAGCUUGCAUAGGAGUAGACUUUUCUAAACUACCAGGGAGAGGGAUGGAAUCUGUCUGUAACCAGAUAGGAAGAGGUGGGGUAAAAGUAAUAGAAAAGCACUGGAAAAAAGAUGACAGGAGAAGUUAAAUAGAAAACAGAUGGAAAAGUUGAACUUUUAUCUUGAGAAGGAUAUUCAAUUUUAAUGUCAUGAUGUCAAUCUUGAAUCUUUAUAUUAAAUGUUUUUCCUUUGAUUAUG
This is a messenger RNA of Herpailurus yagouaroundi (jaguarundi), 3701 nucleotides long. RefSeq names its product LINE1 type transposase domain containing 1 (gene L1TD1). The transcript has 3 exons. The coding region runs from base 622 to 3261 and encodes 879 amino acids. The record is from RefSeq and is a predicted model, not a curated record. NCBI's taxonomy places the organism in Eukaryota, Metazoa, Chordata, Mammalia, Carnivora, Felidae.